UAAAUUGCUACCUCUACUCUCUACCUUCCUCACUCCAUUCUUAAACUUAACAUCUUCUUAAAUUGUUAAAGUUUAACUCUUUUCGCGCUUCAGAAACCGCGUGAUUAUAAUGUUUUGAUAUGCAAAAUAUGCAUCAUUUUGUAGUGAAGAACAAUCUUGUUGAAGGUAAAACAACCAAGAAUGGUUAUGGAGGAAGAGAAAGAAAUGAUACGCCGGUUUGGCCAAAGCCUCGUCGUCCCAGAAUGACUGUCCCUCGAGAACUCGUUAAGCCCUUCAAAUGCACCAAUGCACACAGCCAAGAAAAUCUUGAUGGAAGAAGUGAAAUUCUCAACAUGAUCAUUACGGAUAAGAAAUCAACCGAGGAACGGGAUUCGCUUUGUUACUACACAGGUUCUCCUCCACAACGAACAGGUAACCCAUUGAUUCACGAUGUACAUUUUAUCAAUCAAGUGGAAGUUUUUUCUUCAUUAGCUUCUUUAAAGCACUAAAGUGCUGGUGACUAUAUCCUCUAGGGUAUUUUUUGGUAGCGAAUUUUAAUUAGUAUUAUAU
Molecule: messenger RNA, 549 nt
Organism: Helianthus annuus (common sunflower)
Lineage: Eukaryota; Viridiplantae; Streptophyta; Magnoliopsida; Asterales; Asteraceae
Exons: 3
Coding region: 120-488 (122 amino acids)
Source: RefSeq, a predicted model, not a curated record